AUGUCUUUUUUAUCAUUCCUCUUUAAAAAGAAACAAAUGAAUAUUUUAAUUUGUGGAUUAGAUGGUGCUGGAAAAACUGCCCUUGUUCUUAAAAUGCAAGGAACUGAUCCAAAGUCAAUGGAAAUUAAACCAACAAUUGGAUAUUUAAAUCCUUCUUUUAAAUACAAAACAUAUGAAUGGUUAUUUUGGGAUGUGUCUGGUGCUGCAAAAUUUAGAGGUUUAUGGAAGUCAUAUUAUCCUAAUGUAAAAUGUAUUGCUUAUGUUUUUGAUAAUACAGAUAACGAUCGUUUUGAUGAAAGUAAAACUGCGUUAUUAAAUAUGCUUGCUGAUAGUGAUUUAAAAGGAAUGCCUUUUAUUAUUUAUGUAAACAAAAUAGAUCUUAAACCAUAUGAACCUUCUUUUGCAGAUAAAUUAGCUCUUACUGAACUUCAAAAAAGUCGUUGUCAAAUAUUCCCUUGUUCUGCUUAUACAGGGGAAGGAUUAAUGGAUGGAUUAGAUUGGAUGUGCUAUACUUUGAAAAAAUUAAUGAAACAUGAAAAUAACAAAAAAUAA
This is a messenger RNA of Entamoeba nuttalli P19, 552 nucleotides long. Its product is annotated as ADP ribosylation factor, putative. Gene Ontology annotation, cellular component: Golgi apparatus; cytoplasm. NCBI's taxonomy places the organism in Eukaryota, Evosea, Mastigamoebida, Endamoebidae. Gene Ontology annotation, biological process: vesicle-mediated transport; intracellular protein transport. The transcript has a single exon. Bases 1 to 552 code for a protein of 183 amino acids. Gene Ontology annotation, molecular function: GTPase activity; GTP binding. The record is from RefSeq and is a predicted model, not a curated record.